GAGGGGGGUGUUAAGGACCCAGGAAGGUCUCCGCAACACGUUUAACCCUCCAUGUCUGUGCCCUCCUCAGCAAUGGAAACAAACAACCAUUUUGGCUUCGCCGGCCUGCCCUCCGCCCCCACCGCCUCAGGACUGAAACCCACGCCCGCCUCAGGGGACAGCCUCUACGCCAAUGGCGCGCCCACCGCCUUCCCACCGCCAGGGAAAGGUCUGAACGGGGACAUGAAUGUCAAUGGCUUAUCUACUGUAUCACACGCUAGUACUUCAGGGACCUUCAACUCGGCCACCCAUUCCCCGGCCGCCCCCCCCCUGCACCCCUGCGACUAUCUCUGGAACUACUCACAGUACCCGGCAUCUGGCGCCAGCGGCCUCAAGGACAGCCCCGGCCUUGGGCAGUACCCGCUCAAUGGGCUGCUGAGUGGUGGGCAGCCCCCAUCACCCGGGCACAGCCCAGCCCUGCGGGGAGGAGCCGAGUUCUGGGGCAACGGGACGCCUGGCUCCAUGGGGCUGAACUUUGACUCUCAAGAGCUGUACGACUCCUUCCCUGACCAGAGCUUUGAGCUCCUGCCCAACGGCCCAAGCAGCUUCUACACGGCCUCCCAGCCCUCCCCCAUGCUGGGCACCAGUGGCCAGGCCUUCUCACCGCCCCACUGCCCGCAGGAUGAUCCCAACACUGGUGCAGAGGGGGCACCUGCGGGGGGCAAGGACAUACCACCCGCUGUCUCAGAGAAUGGGGCCGGCCUGGUGGGGAGCCUGGAGCUGGAGGACACACAGGCAGACCUGAAGAUGUGCGGCUACAACGGCUCAGCCCCGUCCAUGGAGCCGCUCAGCCGGGACGCCUCUGUCCUGGCACCUGAUGCAGCCGGGGGCUGCCUGGGGGGCGCCUCCCCCAUGGGGGCCCCUCUGGAGGGUGCCCACAUGCUAAGUGAGGAGCCCCUGGAGCCCUUCGAGUCUCUGGCUAGAGACCCAGGCACGGGCGACCCAUACGAGAUGGACUCCUCGCAGCUGGUGAGCGACAAGUCCCCGCUGGAGGAGCCACCCGACAUCUCAGCCCUGACGCCUGCUGGCUCCUUUGCGCUGCUGGCAGACGACAGCCAGGCCUCGUCCUCCUCGCUCUUCGCCAGCCCCCGCUCCCCGCCUGUCCUGGGGGAGUCUGUCCUGCAAGACAGCAGCUUGGACUUGAACCACGGCAGCGACCCUGGCCCAGAGGAGCCAGAGCCCCUGGAGCUCGAACCCCCACUGGCACCUGAGUCCCCAGCUCGGUCCCCCUCCCCCGAGGAGGAGGAAGAGAGGGAUGAAGAAGCUUGUGAUGAGGGGUGCCCGGAGGUGUCUGCUGCCCCUGAAGUAGACGGUGAGGAGGCUGCACCACUCAGCACAUCAGUCAGCGGUAAGCACCAGGGCCCCCUGCAUGCCCUACCCCCCCGGAGCAUGUUAACUAGCACGUGUCCUCUCCCAGCAGCCGAGACCCCACGCCGCCGCAUUGCAACGGAGGAGGAGGUGCGCUUCCCCCUGCAGCACGGGUGGCGCCGGGAGGUGCGCAUCAAGAAGGGCAACCACCGCUGGCAGGGAGAGACCUGGUACUACGGACCCUGUGGCAAGCGCAUGAAGCAGUUCCCUGAGGUCAUCAAGUACCUGAGCCGCAAUGCGGCACUGGCUGUACGGCGCGAGCAUUUCAGCUUCAGCCCUCGCAUGCCUGUCGGAGACUUCUAUGAGGAGCGUGACAUGCCCGAGGGCCUGCAGUGGGUGCGGCUGACCCCGGACGAGAUCCCUGCCCGCAUCCAGGCCAUCACGGGCAAGCGCGGGCGCCCCCGCAAUGCUGAGAAGGCCCAACCCAAAGACCCUCCAGCCGCCAAGCGAGGCAGGGGCCGUCCCCCCAAGGUCCGCAUGCUCGACCUGCUCAGCAAGACGGAUGCCCGACUACUCCGCCGGCUGGAAGCCCAAGAGGUACUCAGUGAUGAGGACAAGCUGAAGAUGAGCAAGAUCAAGAAAAAGAUGAGGCGGAAGGCGAAGAACAAGCAGAAGCAGGAGGCCAAAGCACCCAAAGCCAAGGAGGCCAAGAGGAAGGGCAAGGCUAAGGAGAAGCGGGGCAAGGCGGAGAAGGCCAAGGAGAAGCCACGGGCCAAGGACAAGAAGGGCAAGGGGGGGCGCAAAGCUGACAAGAUGCUGCUGGCCCAGCGGCGGGCAGAGGAGCGGCGCCGCCACCAGAGCAUCCUGGAGGAGAUGAAGAAGCCCACGGAGGAUAUGUGCCUGGGGGAUCAUCAGCCCCUGCCCACCUUCUCCCGCAUCCCUGGCCUGGUGCUGCCCAGCACUGCCUUCUCAGCCUGCUUGGCCACCGUGGAGUUCCUGCACAGCUACGGCAAAGUGCUCGGCUUCGACGUGCCCCGCGAUGUGCCCAGCCUGGGCACCCUGCAAGAUGGGCUGCUGGGGCUGGGCCAGGGGCCUGGCCAGCUCCAGGACCUGCUGGUGCGGCUGCUGCAGGCCGCGCUCUACGAUCCCGGCCUGCCCGCCUACUGCCAGUCUCUGAAGAUCCUGGGGGAGAAGGUGUCUGAGAUCAGCCUGACACGGGACACAGUCUCUGAGAUCCUGCGAUGCUUCCUGGCAGCGCACGGGGCGGGGGCGGAGCUGUGCACGGGGCUGCACACACAGCCCUUCCAGGCGCUGCCUCCUGAGCACAAGGCGGCCGUCCUGGCCUUCCUCAUCAACGAGCUCAACAGCAGCGCCCUCAUCAUCAACGAAAUUGACAAAACGCUGGAGAGCAUGUCCAACUAUCGCAAGAACAAGUGGAUCAUCGAGGGCAAGCUGCGCAGGCUGAAGCUGUCCCUGGCCAGGAAGACUGGGCAUGCUGAGGGUGAGCUGCCAAAUCCGGAUGAGGGGCGGCGCCGGCGCAGCUCCCGCCUCACGGAGGAGAACAGUGGCCUGGAGCCGGAGGAGGAUGAUGAGACCCGGGGUCACAAGUCCCGCAAGGAGGAGGAGGCUGAGGCGUCCGCGUCCAGCAUCCCCGAGCUGGAGCGGCAGAUCGAGAAGCUCACCAAGAGGCAGCUGUUCUUCCGGAAGAAACUGCUGCAGGCAUCGCAGACACUGCGUGCGGCCUCGCUGGGCCAGGACCGGUACCAGCGCCAGUACUGGGUGCUGCCCCACCUGGGCGGCAUCUUCGUGGAGGGCACUGCAAGUGCUGCAGCCAUGGAAGAUGCUCUAAAGCCAGAGCUGCUGCCAGAUGAGGCACCCCCGCCCCCCACGGUGAAGCCGGAGCCCGCAGAGACACCAGUCAGCGGCCGACCCAGCUGUGCAGCGGUGCGGGCACGGGGCCGGCCCCGCAAGAGCCGGGAGGAGCCGGUGGGGCCCCCCCCUCAGCCCCCCCCCAACGGGCUGCUGGAAGAGCCGGGGCCAGGGCUAGGGCUGGGCCAGCACGACCUCACACAGUCAGCCUUCCUGUCCUGGCUGAGCCAGACACAGGCCGCCCUGCUGCACAGUGCUGUGCUCACCCCUGAGAGCAGCCCCGGGGCAGGGGAUGCGGGGCCCCCCCCUGCCCCAUCCCCAGGGCCCGAGGACAGCACCGCUGACCAACCAGGGGGGCCUUGGUUCAACCUGCUGCCCCGCACGCCCUGUGCCAACCCCACGGGCCCCAUCACUACCUCCCCUCUGGACCAGCCCACAGCCCCAGGCAGGCAGCCCAGCGGCCUCCCUGGCCACGACAGCCCCACGUCGCCCCCUCCUGCAUCUGCCCCCACCAGCCCCCGGCCCCAUGGCACCUUUCCCCAGGGCCGUGGCAGCCUGGAGAAGACCCCAGAGGCACUGGGGCCCGGGCAGCCCAAGCGCCGUGGCCGUCCCCCCACCAAGUUCUUCAAGCAGAUCGAGCAGAAGUACUUGACCCAGCUGAUGGCGCAGCCUGUACCCCCAGAGAUGCAGAGUGGCUGGUGGUGGCUGCGGGAGCCCGAGGAGCUGGAGGCAGUGGCACGGGCCCUGCACCCCCGUGGCAUCCGUGAGAAGGCACUGCACAAGCACUUGGCCAAGCACAAGGACUUCCUGCGUGAGGUCUGCCAGCGCCUUCCCACUGACCCCAUCUUCCAGGCAGGCACAAGCCCUGCGGCCCCGGCAGGCUGGUCGGCAAUGGAGCGGGCCUUUGAGGCAGACCUGGACGUGCUGCGGCGGGUGGAGGAGCUGGAGCAGCGGGUGCUACAGGCCGACCUGCAGAUCCGGGGCUGGAUGUGCCCGAGCCCGGACUCCGUGCGGGGUGACCUGCAGUACUGCGAGCACAAGACAGAGGCACUGGAGGAGCUGGGGGGCCGGGGCCGGCGGGAGGGACCGGUGCCACGGCGCGAGGCCUCCAACCCACUGGAUCUGGCUGUGCUGCGCCUCGGCGCCCUGGAGCAGAACGUGGAGCGGCGCUACCUGAAGGAGCCACUCUGGGCCCCCCACGACGUGGUGCUGGAGAAGGCGCUGCUCAGCGGCCCCUCAGGCUCUGACCUGGGCGGCGCUGAGAUCACGUACGAGAUCACGCCCCGCAUGCGGACAUGGCGCCAGACACUGGAGCGGUGUCGGAGUGCAGCCCAAGUUUCACUCUGCAUCUGCCAGCUGGAGAAGUCCAUUGCCUGGGAGAAGUCCGUCAACAAAGUGACCUGCCUCGUUUGCCGGCGAGGGGAUGAUGACGAGCACCUUCUGCUGUGCGAUGGCUGCGACCGCGGCUGCCACCUCUACUGCCACCGGCCCAAGAUGGCAGCUGUGCCUGAGGGCGACUGGUUCUGCUCCAUCUGCUUGGCCCAGGCCUCAGGCGAAUACCCACCAGAGCCCGGCUCCCCAUGGCGGGGCAAGAAGCGGAAACGGGGGCGACUCUUUGGGGGGGGCUUCGCAGAGGAGGAUGAGAGCCCUCGGCGCCGGGCAGGGCCGUGCCGCGACCCCCCGGCCGUGCCCCGCUACUCCGGAGAGGGGCUGUCGCCUGCCAAGCGGAGGAGAGUGUCUCCACGGGGCCAGAGCAACGACCUGACCUUCUGCGAGAUCAUCCUGAUGGAGAUGGAGGCCCAUGAGGAUGCCUGGCCCUUCCUGGAGCCCGUCAACCCCCGCCUGGUGCCCGGCUACCGCAAGAUCAUCAAGAACCCCAUGGACUUCGCCACCAUGCGCACGCGGCUGCUUCGAGGCGGGUACAUGAGCUCGGAGGAGUUCUUGGCCGAUGCACUGCUGGUGUUCGACAACUGCCAGACUUUCAACGAGGAUGAGUCGGAGGUGGGCCGCGCCGGGCGCACCAUGCGCCGCUUCUUCGAGAGCCGCUGGGAGGAGUUUUAUCAGGGAAAGCAGCCGGCUCCUGCCCUGUGAGGCUGUGCCGGGCCGGCGCUUUUGGGGGAACGCCCCUUGGCCCAGC
This is a messenger RNA of Gavialis gangeticus (Gharial), 5353 nucleotides long. RefSeq names its product bromodomain adjacent to zinc finger domain 2A (gene BAZ2A). Gene Ontology annotation, molecular function: DNA binding; protein binding. Bases 52 to 5307 code for a protein of 1751 amino acids. NCBI's taxonomy places the organism in Eukaryota, Metazoa, Chordata, Crocodylia, Gavialidae. The transcript is spliced from 27 exons. Gene Ontology annotation, cellular component: rDNA heterochromatin. The record is from RefSeq and is a predicted model, not a curated record.